AUGGAGCAGCACAAUGAAAGAAGGAGCUUGUGUUUAAUUCUGCACUGCUUUAUUCUCUCCCUACAGAACGUCACGUCCAACCACAGAGUGAACGACGUAAUUGCGACUGAGGACGGGACGCAGACGCUGGUUGGUCGCUUCAUGUACGGCCCUCUGGACAUGGUCACGCUCACGGGAGAAAAGGUGGACGUAUAUUUAAUGACUCAGCCUCAGUCGGGUCGCUGGGUUCACUUCGACACAGAGGUGACCAACAGCAAUGGCAGAGUGUCAUACACCAUCCCAGACAGCAAGAAACUGCCCGUCGGUGUUUAUCCGAUUAAAAUGGUCGUCAAGGGAGAUCAGACGAAUACAGAGGCCUUUUUGACGGUUUUGCCUCGGGGGAUGGAGUGUGUGGUGUUCAGCAUCGAUGGUUCUUUUGCUGCCAGCGUCUCCAUCAUGGGUAGUGACCCUAAAGUACGGCCUGGAGCUGUGGAUGUGGUGAGACACUGGCAGGACCUUGGCUUUCUCAUCAUCUACAUCACUGGACGUCCAGACAUGCAGAAGCAGAGGGUGGUUUCAUGGCUGUCGCAGCACAACUUCCCCCAAGGCAUGAUCUUCUUCUCUGAGGGAUUAGUACACGACCCUCUGCGCCAGAAAACCAUCUUCCUCAGGAACCUGAUGCAGGAGUGUCACAUAAAGAUCAACUCGGCCUACGGCUCCAUGAAGGAUAUCUCAGUCUACAGCAUGCUGGGCCUCAGUCCGGGUCAGAUUUAUAUCGUGGGCAGACCGUCUAAGAAGUACCAGAAUCAGUGCCAGUUUCUGAGCGAAGGCUACGCAGUGCACCUCUCCUCCCUGCAGUUCGGUCACAGGGCUCGGCCGAAGAAGAGCUCCUCGGUGCGCAUGGUGCUGAGGAAGGGCUCCUUCGGCCUUUCGGCAAAACCGGACUUCCUGUGUAAACGCACUCACUUACGCCGAACCAUGUCCGUCCAGCAGCCUGAGCCGCCCGUGACCCCCAACCCUAAACCAGAGCGAGCCCAGAGCCAGCCCGAGUCUGACAAGGAGCACGGGGGCGGAGGGAGGGGAGUGCACAGUGUGUGGGUGCGGGGGGCCGUGCACCGGGGGGACACUACUCCCUGAAGAGGAAAAGGGAGAAGAGGAAGAAGAGAUUUACAAAAUCCAGCUCCUACUCCUCUUCUGAACCAUUGGCUGAUUCUGCUGAGAUAAAUCCUGCAGCUCCACUCUGUAAAGAUCUCGCUGGAUAUCUUGGAUUUGAUAUGACAUCAUUACCCCCCCCCCCCCCUCUCUACACAGUGAUCCUAUUGGAGGCACAGGAGGAGAGGUGGGGUUCAGCCUCUCAUAAGGAAGUUUCUGAACCCGGUUGUGAACACGGCAUUUCUAAGUUGACCUUUGGAUGCAGAGCUGCAGUGAAGCGUCACUUUCUCUCAGAUUCGAGUGGAUUUGCUCAGUGAUCCACGCGGCCUUUUCUUCAGAGAGGAGGAUCACAGGAGGGCUGGAGGCGAGAGAUCAUCAGAUAAGAAGCACCUGAAGUGUGUGAUUUUAAGUGCACAGCUCAAAACCUGCUGCUUGGACAGGGAGGUCCUCGCCGGCUCCUGCAAUAAUGCUGUGAAUAAAGCUGGAGACUCUCUGCUCUGUGGGCGGCGGUUUCUGGCAGGGCUGGAUUAAUAUAUGCUGGACUGAACUGGACCCUUUAGUUCCUUCAACCAACUUCAGAUCUCCUAUAGUCCAGCUGCAGGACGGCCUGCAGGACAGUGGGUUCAAUGUUCUUCUACUCGUGGAAAUUGUGACCAUAAAUUAAGUGCAGUGGUGCUUAAAUCUUGGCCUGUUUGUGACCCCUUUCUUUAUUUCUAUCUAAAUAUGACCUAAAACUAAAAGUAGAUAAAGAGAAACCAAAUCAAACGAAUGAGACAAAAUUAUUAGAUUUGCUUAUUUAUUUAUUGAGUAAAAUUGUCCAAUAUAACAUCAUAUAACACAAUUGUCUUCACUUUUCAAACAGUUUAUUUCAGGCAUUUGUUUUGGAUUAUUUUCCCAUUUUUUCUUACAAGCAUACAGCUUUAACUCUAAUAUUUUGGUUGGUUUUCUCAUAUUAACCAUUUGUUUCAGUUACGUCAACAACAUUUCUGUUAAAUUAAGAUCAGGACUUUGACCCCUUGUGUGCUUAGGGUCAUUGUCUUUCUGCUUGACCCACCUUCUUUUGAGAUUUAUCUCACAGAAAAAUGUCCUUACAGUGUCCUUCAGAAUCUGCUCAUAGAAUUCAUUGUUUCUUCUAUGAUGGCAAGUUAUUCAGGCCCUGAAGCAGCAAAACAGGCCCGAAACUGUGUUACUAAUGUUAAAUAUAUACAGAAAUAUAGAAACUUCUGAAGAGUUCACACAGUUUAGGCACCACUGUAUGUUACUGGGUGUAGUUGCUUGUUGCAAUAGCUAAAUACACCAAUGUUUACCAUUGAUCUAAUGAUAACUUUGUAAUUGUAUUGCAGUGUUUUACUAUAGUUGUUCACAAGGUUGUUCACCACUGUACUGCCACAUUAUUCAAGCGAUAAUAACGUAAUUACUUAAUCGGAUAUUGGUAUUGUUUACAAAUGAAUAAACCUUGUACAUACACCUUGUAUAUUUAUGUAUAACUAUAUAUAAACAUUAUAUAAAUGUAGACUAAUAAUACCCACUUUGAGAGAUGUUGAUUGUCUCUUCAUGUAAUGUGACUUUUGUAGUAAUGAAAAGCGAUUUUUUUUUAUUAAAAGGUCAGAAGAAAUUUAAAUUUACUACUCUGACGUUACCUAACCAAAGUAUGUUACACGUUCUUCUACAUUGGUGUGGAGUGUUCUUUUUAAAGAUCAGUGGUGUCCAGUCUUAUCUUAAACGGCUGGUUUUCAUUCCAGACAAGCAGAAGCAUCAGUUAUUUAAAGACUGACCAGCUGAUUAAACAGGUGGAAUCAGGUGUGCUACUAAGAUUGAACACCCCUGAUAUAAACUAUAUACAGUGUGAAAGUGUCUAAGGUGUGAAGUUGAGAGGUGUUAGUGGAUGUGUUUGUAUGUCUGUUUUCUAUUUAUUGUAAAUAAUAUUCGAAAUGAAUGAAAAAGUCGUGUUUUGGGUCGUCUGAAUGAAUUAGGUCUUAAACUGAGCCUGAAAAUUGAGCCAAUGAGAUGGUGUGAUCUUUUGUGUGUGGUGAAACAAAUUGUGACCAUUGUUGCUGAUGAAAUAUUGAGUCCUUAUAUUCAGUAUAUGAAUGUAUUUUCAGCCUUAUAAACGCGUGUAGUUGUGCAUUAAUUCGUCUUACAAAGAUAUAGACUUGGCACUGUAUUUAAAUUCUGUGUUAUAAAAUAAUAUAUUUGUAUUUCUUUAAGUUAUUAUUCAUUAAGAUGGAGAUAUAUUAUUUAUGACUUGAAUAUUAUAUGAUAGUAUUUCAUGCAGCUGUGCUAGCUGCAGCCAAUAAACAUUUUUUGGCACUAAAGCGUAGUACCUUGCCUCUUUAAGGAUUAUUAGAAAACUGCUGGUGUAAAUGAUGCUUUAGGAGAGUUCAAAUCCAUUAUUUCACAUUGUGAUGUAAAAUGACACCUUUAAAGAGGCAGUUCUUAUGUUUUUUUGUUUUUUAAUUCAGAAGUUUUCCUGAGUCUUUAGGGGACAAAAUAUUUUGAUGAAUGAAUCAGUGUGCCUGUGGGAAUAUCUCUGCAAUGUUGAAUAUGUUUGUUAUCAAAGCAGAGGGUCUAUAAAAAAAAUAAAUGAAAAGAAAAACAGGGUCUGGUAGGUUUUCAGUUGGGUUUUUGGUGUCUUUACAUACUUGCCUCCCAUGCAGAGCCUGUGCUCAGCUCUGGUGCUAACCUGGAGAACCAUGGAGAUAUCACAAUCAAAUUCCUGCAGCUUUAAACCAAAAAACUAAGAAUUAGAGCAGAAAAUAAAUGUCAAGCUAAAGAAGAGCUAGCAUUACAGAGUCCUGAUUAAAAAAAGAGAAAAACUGAUGUAGGUAAGAUGUUCUGUGAAUUUCACCACCCUGGAUGUGUUUUAAGAUCUUUAAAAAGUCCUUAAACAAAUACAAAAAUGUAUUAAACUUGUAGAGUUUCCAACAAUCUAAAUAAUAAACUGAUGUUUCCUCCUCGCUGCCUCUUUUACUCAUGAAGUAAAAUCUCUCUGGUGAAACAGAGCAGAUGAUGUGAAGCUGUGGUUCGGUCAAAGUUAACUGUGCUUUAGUCUUCAGCAAAUUCAACAGUCUGGAUAUCUGAAGCCAAAUGUUUAAUGCAAACAGCCUAGAGAACAUAUUGCAGCCUUUUGCAGGCAGAGGACCGCUGAUGAAUGUCUGGAUGUUGAAUUUGCGCAGUGUGGUAAAAAGAUCAUUAAAGUCCCUUUUUAACACCUCAGACUCCUCUUUCCUUGUAUCGUUCUUUCCAACAUGAACAAUGAUCCGUUUCACUGUUCUGUAUUCAGCCAGUAGUGCUGGAAGCUUCUCAUUCAGUUCAGAAAUGGUGAUGUUUGGCUCACAUCGAACGAUGAGUUUCUGAUUAUUGUUCAUGCUGUGAACAGAAUCAUCCCCCAAAACAAGACAAUCUGCUGUAGCCCCAGCCUGGAGCCCUGUGGCUCCCCUGGGGUGUUUUGAAUGUCUGAAUCUUCUGGUUCUUUCUGUAUCAUACUGGCUGGUAUUAGGAAAGUCAUUAAGGUCUUGCAGUGGCUCAAAUCUGUUUUGCAAACUAAGUGACUGGAACUGAUUUCCUCUGGCUCUGUGCUCUGAUCUCCGAGCAAUAGCUUUAGCAUUAGCAUUAGCCAGAUGAGCUAUGUUAGGAGGAGUGGAGGAUACUACAGAGCUGUAUGUGGCAUGCCGUUUGGGUUUAGCCCCAAUGUGAACCCAUUGCUGGUUUUGCCCAUAUCUUUCAGCUGUACUCACAUUAGGGAUGUCCACAUGAUCUGCUGGUCCAGUUCUGUUCGUCUCCACUGCUCGCUGCUCCGUUAAAAUCCCUGCCCGUUGUCCACUGGCAGCACUCCCACACUCCGAUGGUCCUCGAACCGCACAGAAAUGCCAGUCCUUAAACUCUGAUAACAAGGACCGAAAAUUUGUUUCCAAAACAGUCAUUCUUUGUAGAAGAUUGUAGCAGUUCUGGCAGCACAGGUGCUCUGAACCCACACAAGGAGGCAUCUUGUAGAUUUCUUCUUUAGUACUCUACAGGAACUUUUCUGAUUCCUGUGCCUAUGGCUCUACUAU
Astyanax mexicanus (Mexican tetra) is the source of this 5183-nucleotide messenger RNA. Its product is annotated as membrane-associated phosphatidylinositol transfer protein 3. The transcript has 8 exons. NCBI's taxonomy places the organism in Eukaryota, Metazoa, Chordata, Actinopteri, Characiformes, Acestrorhamphidae. Gene Ontology annotation, molecular function: phosphatidylinositol binding; phosphatidylcholine intramembrane carrier activity; phosphatidylcholine binding. The record is from RefSeq and is a predicted model, not a curated record. Gene Ontology annotation, biological process: phospholipid transport. Bases 1 to 1116 code for a protein of 371 amino acids. Gene Ontology annotation, cellular component: cytoplasm.